UCAACAACACUUGUCUUUCUCUCUCUCUCUCUCUCUCUCUCUCUCUCUGACAACUGAACUCUACAAACCCCAAUCUUCGCAUUCUAUCUCUUUUCGGAUUUCAUUAAAGAAAUUGAUUGGCGGUUUUGAUCGAAGAUGGGAUCUGGAGCUGGCAAUUUACUCAAGCUCAUCGCUCAAAACUUUGACAUUCUUGCAGGCCCGGUGGUUAGUCUGGCUUAUCCUCUAUAUGCUUCAGUGAGAGCAAUAGAGACAAAAUCUCCAGUCGAUGAUCAACAAUGGCUUACAUAUUGGGUUUUGUAUUCCAUGAUUACUCUGUUUGAGCUAACUUUCGCUAAACUCAUUGAAUGGAUCCCAUUUUGGUCAUAUGCAAAGCUGAUUGUAACAUGCUGGUUAGUGAUACCAUACUUCAGUGGUGCUGCAUAUGUUUAUGAGCAAUAUGUUCGACCUUUUUACAAUGGAAAACAAACCAUUAACAUUUGGUAUGUUCCAAGAAAGAAAGAUGUAUUCAGUAAACCAGAUGACAUUUUAGUUGCUGCUGAAAAAUACAUUCAAGAAAAUGGUCCUGAUGCAUUUCAAGAAAUCAUCCAUCGUUCUGAUAGGGAAGUGAGGUAUAGAGGUAGUAGCAACAUCUUUGGUGAAGAUGAUCACAGAUUUUGAGGAUUUGGAAGGGAGUUUGUCUUUGUGUUGAUUGUUAUAUGAUAUGAUAUGGUAAUGUUUGAGUGUUAACCAUGUUGAUGUUGUAGGUUUCUUAAAUUUGAUCCUAGAAAUAUUGUUCUUUUUUGUUUGUGUAUAUUGGGUUGACUUUUAUGCACAUAUUUCUUAAUAACACAUUAUCCGUUUUGUCUUCUA
This is a messenger RNA of Lactuca sativa (garden lettuce), 849 nucleotides long. RefSeq names its product HVA22-like protein a. The record is from RefSeq and is a predicted model, not a curated record. Lineage: Eukaryota; Viridiplantae; Streptophyta; Magnoliopsida; Asterales; Asteraceae.